Messenger RNA from Ilex paraguariensis (yerba mate), 1734 nucleotides. The record is from the annotation of a GenBank genome assembly. Lineage: Eukaryota; Viridiplantae; Streptophyta; Magnoliopsida; Aquifoliales; Aquifoliaceae.
AUGGAGGUUGAGGCACAGAAGCUCGAGCAAUUCAAAGGCCAAAACAGGCUUCCUAAAUUCGCAAUCCCAAAACGCUAUGAUCUCACUCUGAAACCCGAUCUCUCAGCUUGCACGUAUUCGGGGUUGGUACAAAUUGAGCUCUCCGUAGUUCAUGUUACCCAAUUCCUCGUCUUGAAUGCCCUCGAGCUGGACAUCCAUGAAGUCUCUGUUUCUGACUAUCGGAACCAGAAGUAUAUUCCAUCUGAUAUAGUGGUGGACAGUGACGAUGAGAUACUUGUGUUGGCGUUUGAUGAGGCAUUAAGCGUAGGGAAUGGAGUUUUAGAGAUUAGCUUUUCUGGAGUUCUUAAUGAACAUCUGAAGGGCUUCUACAGAUGUACUUAUGUGGAUGGUGGAGAGAAGAAGAACAUGGUGGUGACUCAAUUUGAAGCAGCAACCUUUAAAAUAACAGUGGAGAAUGUACCAUCGGAGUUGACAGCAUUGUCUAAUAUGCCAGUUUCUCAAGAAAAACAUUAUGGGCACCUUAAGACAACUUGCUUUGAGGAAUCACAAACUAUGUCAACUUAUUUAGUGGCAGUUGUAGUUGGUCUAUUUGAUCAUAUUGAAGAUACCACAGUUGAUGGGACUAAGGUUCGCGUAUACUCUCCUGUUGGUAAGAGUGAAAAAGGGAAGUUUGCUUUAAAUAUUGCAGUGAAGGCGCUUGAGUUCUUUAAGAAGUACUUCUCAAUGUCUUACACACUUCCUAAGUUGGAUAUGGUUGCUGUUCCUGAAUUUUCUGGCGGGGCCAUGGAGAAUUAUGAUUUAAUUACCUAUCGUGAAAUGGAGCUGCUUCGAGAUGAUUUGCAUUCCACCGUAGCUAACACACAGAGGCUUGUAAUUGUUGUGACACAUGAAGUUGCCCAUCAAUGGUUUGGCAACUUGGUGACAAUGGAGUGGUGGACUCAUUUAUGGCUCAAUGAAGGUUUUGCAACAUGGGUAAGUUAUUUAGUCACUGACAUCUUAUUUCCUGAGUGGAAAAUUUGGUCUCAAUUUCUUCAAGUGACUGCUGAUGGCCUACGUAUAGAUGCAUUGGAACAAUCACACCCGAUUGAGGUGGAGGUACACCAUGGGUGUUCAGUUCUCGAAGUCUUUGAUGUCAUAAGUUAUAAAAAAGGAUCUGCUGUGAUUCGAAUGUUUCGUGAUUAUCUUGGCGAUGAAAUAUUCCAGAAAUCUUUAGCUUCAUACAUGAAAAGCUAUGCUUGCAAAAAUGCAAAGACGGAAGAUUUAUGGAAUGUUAUUUCAGAAAUAUCUGGUGUCAAAGUGAACAAAAUGAUGGACAUAUGGACAAAGCAAAAGGGCUAUCCUCUUAUCUCUGUGAAAUCCAGAGAUGGUUUUUUGGAAUUUGAACAGUCACAAUUUCUAUCAUCUGGUUUGCAUGGUGAGGGUCAAUGGACUGUUCCACUAACCUUGUCACUUGGUUCGUACAAUAAGUGCAAAAAGUUCCUCCUAGAAACAAAAGCUGGAAAAUUGGGUAUAUCAGAAUUAUAUCUUUAUUCUGAUGGCAACUCAAGCCCUUAUGAGAAUAAAAAUCAAGAGAAACUGCCUGGAAAUUUAUGGGUCAAAAUAAAUAUUGGGCAGACCGGUUUGGUGAAGUACGAUGAUGAUCUGACAGCUCAACUGAGGAAAUCUAUAGAUGAGAGUUACUUGUCAGCAGAAGACAAAUUUGGUUUGGACCAUUUUCUAGUAGUCUUUCGAUAG